Messenger RNA from Aspergillus ruber CBS 135680, 500 nucleotides. Its product is annotated as nuclear telomere cap complex subunit Ten1. Lineage: Eukaryota; Fungi; Ascomycota; Eurotiomycetes; Eurotiales; Aspergillaceae. Gene Ontology annotation, biological process: telomere capping. The record is from RefSeq and is a predicted model, not a curated record. Bases 1 to 390 code for a protein of 129 amino acids. Gene Ontology annotation, cellular component: CST complex. The transcript has 3 exons. Gene Ontology annotation, molecular function: single-stranded telomeric DNA binding.
AUGACUACACCAUUGCCUUCUAAAUUGGUCUUUCUCUCACAGCUCAGUUCUCUCCCAUCGGACUCCAAAGUGCGAUUCCUGGGCUGCGUAAGAACCUACAAUGUCACAACAGGCCACCUUAUCCUCGAACAUAACUACCCCCGCCAGGCAGGAAAAGAUGCCAUUAUAGCAGUGGACAUCAACCCGUUGCUUGAGACGAUUACAGCCGAGGAACUGCGUGUGGGUGCUUGGGUGAAUGUCCUUGGAUAUGUAAGAAAUCUGGUGCCAGGUACUGGUAAAGAGGACUUUGUCGAGGCGCUUAUGGUGUUUCCGGCUGGACCGGUUUCAUUGGGGGGGUAUGAGAAGACUGUACGGAAUGCGCAGGAUGUGGAUUUGGCGAGGGGGAUAUGAUUUCUUGCUAUUCUCGCAACAUACCAUUUCCGAACAUGCACAUUGAUCAGUCAGUUUGGAGACAAAAAACUUGACUAGACCUGCUUUAUUCCGGCCAUUGCACCGCUACA